AUGGAAUCAUCAUAUUCAACCCUACCAUUGAUGGACGCUGCUGGAAAUGAUGAUUUGUUCGCUAAUAAAGCCUUUGAUUACGAUUAUGAAGAUUCCUCGUCGGGCUAUGAAUCUACAGAUAUGGAGUCAGUGAGUUCUUGGGGAUCACGUGACAGCCUUGACAGUAGACUACACGACAGUCAUAACAACUUCUUACCGAUGAACAAAGAUGAAGAAAUCAUGACUUUAAGAAGCACAACAUUCGCUUCAAGACACCUGAAAAACUUUAUAGCAUGCCCGAGAUGUGCGAACGUCACGGUUGUUUUGUUGAACCACUUGAAAUACCAGUUGCACCGGAGUUCGCGCAAUCAUGGUACACUGGUUAUGUAUCAACUGAUAUUAAAGCAUAUGUCUAUGGAAGCUGCUGACAAAGAAAGGAACGUCAAAAGUAACAAGAAGUCAAAGAAAAACACUUGCAAGGCAGUUGGAAUAGGUCGGUCAUUAUCCCAAAGACUUAUUAUCCCUGUCAAGAAAUACGAUUGUGAGGUGUUCCGAAUGUUGGUCCAAUUUAUUCACUGUGGAAUUGUGAAUAUCACCGAGGAAACAGUUGCUGGUUUAUUUUGUGCUGCCUCCCAUUUUGAGCUACCGGAUCUGAGCAAAGCUUGUUUAGAUUUUGUUGAGAGAUGUAUCAAGGUCGGUAGAGCUGAGAAACUGCUCUUUUCUACAAGAUGUUACAGCCAACAUACAGCUUCCAAAGCAUUAUUUGAUAGGAUUUAUUCAGUGUUGGACAAACGAUGUGUCGCCAAACUUGAAGAACUCCAGUUUAAACUCAGACGUGUUACAUUUUGA
Molecule: messenger RNA, 828 nt
Organism: Ruditapes philippinarum (Manila clam)
Lineage: Eukaryota; Metazoa; Mollusca; Bivalvia; Venerida; Veneridae
Exons: 5
Coding region: 1-828 (275 amino acids)
Molecular function (GO): protein binding
Source: RefSeq, a predicted model, not a curated record